Nasonia vitripennis (jewel wasp) is the source of this 2524-nucleotide messenger RNA. Its product is annotated as major facilitator superfamily domain-containing protein 6. Gene Ontology annotation, cellular component: membrane. The record is from RefSeq and is a predicted model, not a curated record. Bases 593 to 2215 code for a protein of 540 amino acids. The transcript has 10 exons. NCBI's taxonomy places the organism in Eukaryota, Metazoa, Arthropoda, Insecta, Hymenoptera, Pteromalidae. Gene Ontology annotation, molecular function: transmembrane transporter activity.
UUUCUACUCUGAAUUAAUUUUCUCAGCGCACGCCUAUGUGUGCGUGCAGCGCCAGACGUAUGCGUCUUCUUUUCUCGGUGCUAGGCUGCAUUAGGGCGACGCGCGUUUACCUGGCAAGUCGUGCCGUUGGUAUACAUCGCGGGUAGUGUGUGUGUGUGUUGUACAGUAUAAGUGCGGUGCGAAAAAGUUUUUUGGCGAAUUUUGCUGGUCGAAUUUUCGCUGUUCAGUGCUGCGUGCGCUUCGAAGAGUGUACAUAGCUUCGUCGCUGUUCACAGGCGCAGCGUGUGGCGCAUACCACUCUAGCGUGGCACAUACUUUCAGCAUUAAAAAAUUGGCGAUGUCGAUCUCGGUCGAAUCGCGUCGUCAAUACUGCGCAGAUAAGAGCCAUCAGUAGCCGGCGGCGCAUCUUUAUCAUCGGCAAUAAAACAGUGUUCGGCCGGUUGUACCGCUGAUGGCCAUGCUGUCGGCUGAGAACACAGCUGCUUCGAGGUCUAGGCACGAUGAGCGAAUCGUCACGAGCAGUAUCUCGAUAGCCGUCUGCAAGCGAAAAAGUUGAUAGAAGCUUGGUUGAUCAAAUUUACGCACGUCAACCAUGGGCAAAGUUAAAAUCAACCAGCAACAGCUGCCUAUCAAGGCGCACUUCUUUUUCUUCAUGGCCGCGAUGGGGCCGAUACUGCCAUACCUGCCGGUCUACGGCAAGCAGCUGGGCGUUUCUCCAGCGGUGAUGGGCAGCAUAACGGCAGUACUGCCGCUGCUGUUCCUCGUGGCGAAACCGGCUUUCGGCUUCGUCGUCGAUCACUUUCGCGCCUGGCGACGGGCCAUCUUCGUCGGGCUACUCGCUACGACCAGCGGCUGCUAUGUGCUCAUGUACUUUUUGCCGUCGUUGCCCGCGCCGGUUCUACCAGACAAGGGAGAGUUCUUCAACGUCUCCUGCUCGGCUAUCGAGCGGUGCUCGACGAUGAGAAUCAAUGUAACAGAUUCAUGCGAAGACGACGGCAGGAUAUCGGACUGCGUGUGGAUCUGUCGCGACGCCGGCAACUUCAGCGCGCAAGCCUUCUUCAGGACGAGCCGCGAGGCUAGUUUUGAUAAACAUUCCUCCUGCUUCGUGAGCGAAUCGAACUCGACGUACUGUCUCGAGGAUGACGUCUGUCAAAUCACCUGCGAUGACUCGAAGCACGAGAGCGCCUGUAUCUACUGGUCGCUGACCUUCCUGGGAUUCGUCCUACUGAUGGCCCUUGGAAAUAUCGGCUUCAACGUGUCGAAUUGCAUCAGUGACGCUAUCUGCUUCGAUGUAUUGGGCGAAGGCGGUCAAAUGAGUUACGGAAGGCAAAGGGUCUGGGGUUCGAUCGGUUUUGGAAUCACAGCAUUUAUUGCUGGUUACGCGGUCGAUUUGUGGUCCGGGAACGACACCAUCAAAUCUUACACACCGUCAUUCUUGCUAAUAUCUGCCUUUACGCUCAUCGAUCUUGUGUGCUGCAGCAAAUUGGAGCUCCCGGCGCUGUCCGGCUCCGAGAGUAUACUCAAGGACGUCACGAAAUUGAUUCGCGUCAAGCCCAUCGCGAUUUUCCUCGGCUUCGCCACCAUCGCCGGGAUCCUGGACAGCUUCAUCAUAUACUUUUUGUUUUGGCACAUGGAGGACCUGGCCAAGGACACGGGCUACAUGCACGAGAUCAAACUGAUCGAGGGUCUGACGGUCUUCGCGGAGACGAUCGGCGGAGAGGUGAUAUUCUUCACCUUCUCGGGGAAGAUCCUCAAGAAGAUCGGCUACGGCUACAGCUUCGUCUUCUGCUUCGCGUGCUACGCCUUGAGGCUGGGCCUCAUAUCGCUGGCUCCGACGCCGCGCUGGAUCGUCUUUGUCGAAUUUUUCAUGCAGGGCCCGACCUACGCCCUCUGCUACACUACCAUCGUAGCUUAUGCAAGUGUUGUUGCACCGCCGGGGACCUCGGCUACCGUUCAGGGCAUCGUUGCCGGUAUGGACGACGGUUUGGGAUUUGCAAUAGGUAGUCUCGUCGGUGGAUUUUUGUACGAUUCGUACGGCGGAGCAACGACGCUGAAGGUUUACGCGUCGCUGGCGAUUCUCACGGCAGUUGCGUACCUCAUUACGCACCUGACUUAUCUGAAGCACAUUAUGCCCGAGACUGACACUCGUAAGAAGGUGGAAUGGAAGAGUCCCGAGGAAGCAGCGGAAAAAUGUGCCGAUGCGAAUGAACAAUGACUUAAAAUUCGUCAGCAAAUAUUAACCAUAUCCUGCACCUAGAACUUUUUCAAUUGAAAAAGUAUCGUGAUUGUACUUGUGUCUUUCUAAGAGGAUUCAUCAAACAUAUGUGAUCAUUUUCAGCUAAUCAAUAUUAUUCUCUGUAUGAAGAGAUUGUCAUAUAUAUUUUUAUAAAUGUAAUCAUCUAUUCAUAAGCGCCAAACACAAUAUACCUACAGAGAUGAAUUUUUUAUUUAUUGACUAAAGCUCGAUAUUCAUAUUUCAUUACUGUUUGCAAUAUACAGUAUUAAUAAAUAUUUUUAUAAAACA